Molecule: messenger RNA, 2790 nt
Organism: Hyalella azteca
Lineage: Eukaryota; Metazoa; Arthropoda; Malacostraca; Amphipoda; Hyalellidae
Product: ceramide synthase 2
Exons: 2
Coding region: 218-1465 (415 amino acids)
Biological process (GO): ceramide biosynthetic process
Cellular component (GO): membrane
Molecular function (GO): sphingosine N-acyltransferase activity; DNA binding
Source: RefSeq, a predicted model, not a curated record
AAAUCAUAAUAUUUAUUGAACUUAAUUUAUAUUGUGUAUAAAAUAAUACAGCGUGUAAAAUCAACGAAGCACAUGACCGAGUUUUUCAGUUAAAUAAUUAGAGUAAAAAUGAAAACGAAAGCCUCAGCGUAGAAUGCGACGAUAAAGACUUGUUAAGAUAACAAGAAAAUAAAAUAAUAUAAAACAGCAAGAACGGCAACAAUAACAACUGCCUGAGAUGGAGUCUUUGAAGACCUCAUUUGAAGACCUCAUGUCUCUGUCCCUCCUGUCUUCCAAGUCUCUGUCUGCACAGACCAUCGCCGAUUUGUGCUAUCGCGUCAACGACCUGUUCUGGAGCGACACCUUCUGGCUCCCUGACGGGGUGACGUGGGAAGACGUUUCCCCGAGCAAAGGCUACCCCAACGCAAGGGACAUUACCACGUAUCCUUUCGUCAUCGCCGCCGUCCUACUAGUCCUCAAGAAGUUCUUUGUUAUUCCUUUUAUUCUAUCUCCUUUAGCUCGCCAUUUCGGCUUACGCGACAGACGGAGGUCUCAGCCUGAGCGUGUACCAACGCUAGAAAUUCUCUAUAGACAACAUGGCAAAGUACUACCUCCAACAAUGGUCGAAAAGGUGUCUAGAAAUCUGAAUUGGACCACAAAGCAAGUCGAAAAUUGGCUUCGACGCAGAGAUAUGUCCCAGAAAAGCUCUGUCUACGAGAAGUUCGUCUCUGUGGGCUUCCUGGCGGUGUACCACAUCUGCUUCACGAUCUUUGGCGUCGUGAUGCUUUACGACGAACCGUUCGUCUGGAACGCCGAACUCUGCUUCGAAGACUUCCCCUUCCAGGAGUUGAGCAGCGAGAUCUGGUGGUACUACAUGAUCGGCUUAGGGUACUUCUGGUCCUUGGUGUUCUCCCUCUUAUUCGAGGGUAGGACCAAAGAGUACCUGAUCGACUGCAUCCACCACGCAGUAACUAUAAUGCUCAUGUCCUUUUCUUGGGUCAACAACUUCGUCAGGAUCGGGAGUCUGGUGUUGCUUUUGCACAGUUUCAGCGACGCCCUCUUGUUCCCUGGUAAAAUGUUCGUCUACUCUAAACACGAGAAGGUGACAACAGCUUUUUUUGCCGUGUUUGUUAUCGUCUGGAUGGUGACAAGGAUAAUUUUGUUUCCCUUCCACGUGCUGAAAAACGUCAUGACACUAGGGUACAUCUCUCAGAGUUUGUGUGUGUAUGAUGUUCUGCUCAGCGGGUUACUUCUGCUCAACAUCCGCUGGACUGCGCUCAUUCUGCGAAUGAUUUUCAAGAAGUUAUGUCAGGGUGAACUUGUCGACGAAACUGACGAUAACGAAAAUUCUGCUGACGAGUUCGACGAAUACGAAAAAUCUACCGUCGAGAUCGACGAAUACAGAAAAAACAGUUUUGAGUUGGACGAACGCGAAAAAAAUACUGAAGACGAGGCAUUUGAACGAUGUGAUAAGAAGAAGAGUUGAAAGACACUGAGUUAUUUUCUUUUCUGGAGUGUUAGAAAAAACAUUAUAAACCAUAAAAAAUUAUUUUAGGUUUCAAUUAUUUAUUUAUAGAAUAAGGAAAUGUAACAGGACAUAUUGUGGGAACUUUUUAGAUAUUGGAAUCUAUUUUAAGAUCACCCUAUGGGCUUAACCCGAAUCACUUAGGGUUAGAUAAAAGGGUCCCAUUGCUCAAGAACUUUUGGAUGAAAAUAUUCUUUAUCUAAAAUUUAUUUCAACAUUUCAUUUAUGCCAAUCAAGAUGUAUUUUUGUAAGAUAUGAAAUAAUUUUUGUGCUUGAAAUAACUUCUUUAACAGUUAUGAUGUAGUGAUUUCAAGAGUAUUAUUGGAAUAAAAUAAUAUUUUAUACAUCUUGAUGCCUUAAUUAUGUACAAUUCUCACCCGUGAACCUCGUCUAAAGGUCAUAGACGAAAGCAGUAUUUAAAAGACCGCAUAACCAACAACAUAAGCCAGUUAACCAUGGCCUGUUUUAAUAAAUAUAAUAUCCCAUAGUUAUACAAUAAUUUUAAGUUCUGAUAUAGAGAAUCAUUAGUAUGUAAUUCACGAUCGCUCUAUUGUGUAGCGCCAAUUUCAACUGGAGCGCAAAUUUCAAAUUAUUUUAACGUAGCGCAAAUUUUCAAAUUUUCAACGUAGCACAAAUUUCAACUUUGUCCAUAUUGCGAUGCACUCAAUCUUUGGCUUUUUGGCCGUAAUCCUGACCCAGUUUAUCUCGAAGAAGAAGAAGGGAGUCAUCAGUGUUAUGUGCAGAAAGUGUGUCACAAUUUUUAUAAUAUUACCUUCAAUUGUUUGAGAGGAUAUAGAAUUUACGCAUCGUGUGCCAUUUGCGAACACGUUUCGCUCGUAUGUAUCAGCAUUUGCAUAAACAUUCUUGCGAAAUGUUUAGCUCUAUCAUACUGACUUAUAUUCCGUAUCAUAUGGACUUAUAUUCCAUAACAAAUGAAAAUAGCAUGUCCUGCUUUGGUGAUUUAUAUCGUGUUGAUGUGCACGUUACAUGCAUAUCCAUCUGGAUUUCAAUAUGUCCACGCAAAUAUACAAACAUAAAUAAUAUGUAUGAAGUGUAAUUAUUUUAAAGUUAUUGUCCAUUGAGAAAUGAUCGGUAGGGAAAAUAUCUUAUCAAUGCUACGUGCACAAAGUGUACCAGUAUUUGGACAAAUGAUUAAGUUUUCUUAGUGUACCGACUAGGAACUUACGCCAAAACUGCGUCUUUGAUCCUGCCGCUUGUUUUCAUCAGCUGACGUUAUUGAAAUAAUUGCCCUUACAUUGAAUUUGUUUAUAUUUUCGUGUGAAAAA